Brugia malayi is the source of this 378-nucleotide messenger RNA. RefSeq lists its product as uncharacterized. Gene Ontology annotation, biological process: intracellular protein transport. Gene Ontology annotation, cellular component: membrane. The transcript is spliced from 4 exons. Gene Ontology annotation, molecular function: SNAP receptor activity. Lineage: Eukaryota; Metazoa; Nematoda; Chromadorea; Rhabditida; Onchocercidae. The record is from RefSeq and is a predicted model, not a curated record. The coding region runs from base 1 to 378 and encodes 125 amino acids.
AUGACUUCAUUAACUGAUAGCGGUUAUCGAUAUACACGACUGAAUGACUUUCCUUCGUCUUCCACUGAAUUUUUUGCUGAUACUUUACAAAAACAACAAAUAAUACUGACUGAUCAAGACAAAGAUUUGGAAAAAGUUGGCGAUUCUGUGCAAAGAUUGAAAAAUAUGAGUAGUCAAAUUGGAACGGAACUCGAAGAACAAUCAAUAAUGUUAGAUGAUUUGAGUACGGAUAUGGAGAGGACGGGAGUGAAGCUCAAUGAAAUGAUGAAAAAAAUUGCUAAAGUUACCAACAUGAACGAUGAUAAGAGGCAAUGGAUGGCAAUUUUUGUUCUGUCCAUAUUAUUGUUCUUCAUUGUUCUUUUGUUUGUGCUGUUGUAA